Calypte anna (Anna's hummingbird) is the source of this 2605-nucleotide messenger RNA. RefSeq names its product cytochrome b-245 heavy chain (gene CYBB). The record is from RefSeq and is a predicted model, not a curated record. Gene Ontology annotation, cellular component: NADPH oxidase complex; plasma membrane. Gene Ontology annotation, molecular function: superoxide-generating NAD(P)H oxidase activity. The transcript is spliced from 13 exons. The coding region runs from base 26 to 1738 and encodes 570 amino acids. NCBI's taxonomy places the organism in Eukaryota, Metazoa, Chordata, Aves, Apodiformes, Trochilidae. Gene Ontology annotation, biological process: superoxide anion generation; defense response.
UUGUGCAUGCUCUUCUCAGGCAAUCAUGGGUAACUGGGUAGAGAAUGAAGGACUGUCCAUCUUCGUCACUCUUGUGUGGCUGGGGUUAAAUGUCUUCCUCUUUUGGUGGUACUAUCUUGUAUAUGAUGUCCCACCAAAAUUCUUCUACACUAGAGCACUUCUUGGCCGUGCUUUGGCCCUAGCAAGGGCCCCUGCAGCUUGUCUGAAUUUCAACUGCAUGCUGAUUCUGCUGCCAGUGUGUCGAAACUUGCUCUCCUUCCUCAGAGGAUCAAGUGCGUGCUGUUCUACCCGCAUAAGACGACAGCUGGACAGGAACCUCACCUUUCACAAAAUGGUGGCAUGGAUGAUUGCCCUUCAUACUGCAAUUCACACCAUCGCACACUUAUUCAACGUAGAGUGGAGCGUGCAAGCCCGUGUUGAAGAGAAAGGGACCCUGGCAGCUGUGCUUUCUAGCCUUGGUGAUAACCCAAAUGAAAGCUAUGUCAACUUUUAUAGAAAAACUAUUGGGAACCCUGUAGGGGGCCUAUAUGUGGCUUUCACCUACUUGGCUGGUCUCACUGGUGUUAUCAUCACGCUGGCUCUCAUAUUAAUCAUCACAUCAUCCACCAAAACCAUCCGAAGGUCAUAUUUUGAAGUCUUUUGGUACACCCACCAUCUCUUUGUCAUCUUCUUUAUUGGCCUUGUCAUCCAUGGUGCUGGCCGUAUUGUACGGGGGCAGACAGCUGAGAGCCUAGCUGAACAUGAUCCAGAGAUUUGCUACAAGAACUUCACUCACUGGGGAAAGCAGGGUGCUUGCCCAAUUCCCCAGUUUUCAGGGAAUCCUCCUAUGACAUGGAAGUGGGUAGUAGGUCCUAUGUUUUUGUACCUGUGUGAGAGGCUGGUGAGGUUUUGGAGGUCACAGCAGAAGGUUGUUAUCACAAAGGUGGUCAUUCAUCCCUUUAAGACAAUUGAGCUCCAGAUGAUGAAGAAGGGAUUCAAGAUGGAGGUUGGGCAAUACAUUUUUGUAAAAUGUCCAGCAGUGUCUAAAUUAGAAUGGCACCCAUUUACACUAACCUCUGCUCCAGAAGAAGAUUACUUCAGCAUUCAUGUCCGUAUUGUAGGGGAUUGGACAGAGGGCUUGUUCAAUGCCUGUGGAUGUGAUAAGCAAGAAUUCCAGGAAGCAUGGAAGCUGCCCAAAAUAGCUGUGGAUGGCCCCUUUGGAACAGCGAGUGAGGAUGUGUUCAGUUAUGAAACUGUUAUGCUUGUUGGAGCUGGAAUAGGAGUCACCCCCUUUGCAUCUGUACUCAAGUCUGUCUGGUACAAAUAUUGCCACGAUGCCACUAACCUUAAACUCAAAAAGAUCUAUUUUUAUUGGCUUUGCAGGGACACUCAUGCCUUUGAAUGGUUUGCUGAUCUCUUGCAAUCACUGGAGGCUCAAAUGCAGGAGAAGAAUAACGCCGAGUUUCUCAGCUAUAACAUCUACCUUACAGGCUGGGAUGAAUCUCAGGCCACUCACUUCAUAGUACAUCAUGAAGAAGAGAAAGAUGUGAUUACAGGCCUUAAACAGAAAACCCUGUAUGGGAGACCAAACUGGGAAAACGAGUUCAAAACUAUUGCAGGGCAGCAUCCAGGCUCCAGAAUAGGUGUUUUUCUCUGUGGACCCGAGAGCCUAGCUGACACACUCAACAAGCAGAGCAUCAGCAACUCAGAAGCUGACCCACGAGGAGUGCAUUUCAUUUUUAACAAGGAAAAUUUCUAGCUCCCAAGCACGUGGGAGUCAUUCAAUACAAAGUCUAAAGAGUGGACCUCUUUUUUAUUUGGAGUCUGGGAAGGACAGCUCGGCCUCUAAUCUCAGCUACACUAAAGCAAAUCCCCAUGCUUCUUAUUUUGCACUGCGGUAGAGUAGAAGAGUCAAGUUUUGCCUUAAAGAAGUGUACACUGCCCUCCUGGUGCUGGCAAUUUAGCAGAAAUCAAUUUUCUUUGUCUGUGUGAGGAGGUUGCCCCUCCACUGCCUUUAUUCUCCUGCUACUCAUAGUGACCACAGAAAGGUCUAGGCAACCAUAUGCAUUUGGGAGCCAAUUCACAUGAUAAAGCUUAAUGCUAUUAAACAAUAAAGUGUGCUAGCAUAAUGCUUGCUAUUAGGAAACAUCUUAUCCUGGAUAUUGCCAGUCCCUGGAAUGAGGAGGGGGGAGGGAGGGAGGGAGGGGUGACUGGGAAAGAUUGUUCCUUACAAGAAGAAAACUUCUUAAUGCAGCACCACCUUUCAGGCUUCUGAAGGCAAGUUUUAUGCCUACUUAAGAGAGAGUGCUGUCAGCUGAAAAGCAGCCAUUCCUCUUUAGGCAAGUGGAAAAAUGGAAAGGAGUCACCUGGAUUUUUAAGUUCCACCCCCAUCCUGGCUGCAGAGGGGUGAGGAGGACAGACUCAAACCAAGUCCCACACCCAGCAUGUGAGCUAUCACUCAGCUGCUUUGAACACUCUCAGUUUCACAUCUUCAAAUGGUGCAGGGAACCAAAAAAAAAGCAGUUUUAUGGUUUCAAGACUGCUGUUUCAGAUUUCCAAGUCUGAAAAUGCUUAUGGCUAAAUGAUUUACUAGGUAUUUUCUCAAGCACUCUUAAAUACAAACAGU